UGACCGGCUGAAAGGUACAAAGCCCCUAGCCAUGGUUUUCCCUCGAUUGACCUGUCCAAGUGGGCCCUCUAUCUUGCUUUGGGUUCUGGUCCUGGCCUGGGCCACAGGGGGUCACGGGGAGGACAUCCCGGCCGGCCAGCACCUUGAGGAGGGCAAGCAGGAAGGUUGGAAGGUGUCCCGUUUCUUCUGGAGGACUGUGGAGCCCUUGCUAACCAGGGCCACUGAGAGCUGGAACUGGAUCCGGACUCCAGGACCCGUCCGAGGCUAUCUCCAGACUUAUUAUGAAGACCAUCUCAGUGGCCUGGGCCUCCGAGCCCAGAACUGGCUCCACACCUCCAGGGAGAAAGUCCGAAGUCUGUGCCCGACUAAGUUCUGUGGAGGCUCUUAGAGCCCGGGCUAAGAAGCAAGAAACCCCAACGAUGCCUGCAGAUUUGAGCAAUGACAUCCCCUCUCUGGGCUCCAGCUCCCUCCACUAUCAAGUGAUUGGGGGAGACUCGGGGGUGUUUUUUGUUCCAAGCUCCCUCUCAGCUGUGACGUUCUCUGUUCUAAGACCCUUCCUAGCUCGGAUAUUCUGUUCUUAGUUCCUUCCCAGCUCUGACACUCUCUAAGAACCUUCCUAGCUCUGACUUCUUGUUCUCUGGCCCCUACCAGCUGUGACAUUCUCUGCUCUAAGACCCUGCCUAGCUCCGAUAUUCUGUUCUAAGUUCCCUCCAGGUGUGCCAGUGCCGGAUCCAAGGCCCCUUCCAGCUCUGACAUUCUCUGUUCCACGGAGGUCCUUUUUGCCCUGACAUUCUUUGUUCUGUGCUCUAAAACAUUGUGUCAGAAGGGCCUUCCGCCGCUAGAACAUUCAAUAACUAACAAUUAUCUGUAAGACAAUCAGUCCUCCCUCCCUCCUGCCCGGUGUUCUCAAUAAAGUCUGCUUUCUGUUUCCUCCCAA
Gracilinanus agilis (Agile Gracile Mouse Opossum) is the source of this 937-nucleotide messenger RNA. It is a transcript of the gene APOC4, whose product is annotated as apolipoprotein C4. The record is from RefSeq and is a predicted model, not a curated record. Gene Ontology annotation, cellular component: high-density lipoprotein particle; very-low-density lipoprotein particle. NCBI's taxonomy places the organism in Eukaryota, Metazoa, Chordata, Mammalia, Didelphimorphia, Didelphidae. The transcript is spliced from 3 exons. The coding region runs from base 32 to 388 and encodes 118 amino acids. Gene Ontology annotation, biological process: positive regulation of triglyceride storage; triglyceride homeostasis.